This is a messenger RNA of Guyanagaster necrorhizus, 2152 nucleotides long. RefSeq lists its product as uncharacterized. Gene Ontology annotation, cellular component: nucleus. The transcript has 10 exons. Gene Ontology annotation, biological process: regulation of DNA-templated transcription. The coding region runs from base 459 to 2117 and encodes 552 amino acids. NCBI's taxonomy places the organism in Eukaryota, Fungi, Basidiomycota, Agaricomycetes, Agaricales, Physalacriaceae. Gene Ontology annotation, molecular function: zinc ion binding; DNA-binding transcription factor activity, RNA polymerase II-specific. The record is from RefSeq and is a predicted model, not a curated record.
GGACCCUUGAGCGGACCAUCUUACUACCACCCUACGCGCCUCACCAUCUUAUGCGCCUCACCGUUUGAAGGUAACCUGUUGCUAACUGUCGACAAAGCUCUGUAUCUAACCGAGCCUUGGAACUUGAGUAUUCGAUGGAAUGCUCUGUGGGAAAAGAACUACCACUGACGUGUUCUAACUGUAUUGAACUUUCCUCGUCAAUAUGGCAGUUUUUGCAAGGAACUGGAGUCAGUACGUCGUCGUCAAAUUACUUCCGGUACGGCGUUUUCCCGAAACUUCCAUACGCCAUUUUCCGUGGUCGCGUUCAAGUACUCGCGCUACCGUGGCUGUCGGAUUGAGAAAAGACAUGUAACUCGCCUGACAAACUCCUCGAGUCAUUGCUAUACGCAUAUAUAUAUGCCUCACUCUCAAGAACUGCCCUCAACUUGUUCCCCGUUCCCAACCAAUCUCUAGUGGAUAUGUCCUCUUCGCUUCACCAUAGAAGCACCUCGUCUGUUUCCUCUGGGACCUCGCAUCCCCUGCAUAGAGGUAGCGCAUGCCUAAACUGCCGGCGCAGAAAAGUGAAAUGCGACGGUGCAAGACCCAUAUGUGGGACGUGCGCGUCUGUUCCUUCGUUACAGGACUGCGAGUAUAGCGACUCUGGAACCACUCGGACACAACUACUCGAAGAACAGAUCGCUAUUUUUGAAUCUCGAAUUCGCGAGCUCGAAGCGUCCCCUGCGAAUUCGAAUGCGGCGAUCAGACUUUCUCAGCCAUAUUCAAUAGCUGAGAGCUCGAUAGCGGGUUCCCAACCUCAAGCUUCAAGCUCUGUAUCGAGUUUUCCGCCCAAUCCUGCACCUCAUGACUUACAGGCUAUACCGGAGAGGCUUCCAGUUCAACUCCAUCAAACAAUUGUUGGGUCUUUUUUGCGAUGCUGCACGGAGAUUGGAUUUUUUCUCAACGUGGGCCGCUUCACCAACACGAUUAUGAAUGCUGAUGAAUUUGGAUGGGAACGGCCGUCUCUUGCUCUGCUCCAGGCAGUGUAUCUGUGGGGGGUUCAUCUAUCCGCCUCCCCGGAAAUAUCAGCGUUCGAGCCGUAUUUCUUGUCUACGGCAGUGCGACAUACUUCAGAAGCUCUGUCGACCACCCAUACGCAUAAGAUCAUCCAUCGUAUUCAGGCAGAAGCUCUUCUCGCACAAUAUUUCUUCCUGAAUGCAAGGAUGCUCGAAGGGAAGUACCAUACCAGUGCCGCAGUUUCUCUCCUUUUUGGUGCAGGAUUCCACAAAAUUCGCUCUACUGAAGGAGGCAGUACCUCAAACCUCCCUCCUCUUACUGAUCUUGUCGAGGAAGGAGAGAGAAUUAACGGAUUCUGGACUGUGUUGAUACUAAAUAACUGCUGGACUACUUUAGAGUCGAAUAUUGUAUAUGAAUCGAUUGAUACACCUUGGCCUCUGGAAAUGCAGUCCUAUUCGCAGAUAUACUGGUCCCCGGAAUUUAGAACGAGCCAAACCGUCUGGAAGUUUUUGUCCCGUGCGGUUCUUGACGGCGAUGAAGGGACCUCUAUGAUUGCAUCAUACGCCAAAGCCAGUAUUCUGUACGAAAGGUCGUCGACAAUCAGUCGCCAUUUCGAGCCUAACAUGCCUCAAUCAUCGGCACGACAAUUCUUUGGUUCUUUUUCUGCUCAGGACGCUUUAGUCCAGAGGUUUUUGCAAGAGUUGCCAUCAAUACCAGAAAUGAUAGCAGCUACCUCGCAUGAGACGACACUCCUCAUCUACACUCUCGCACAUUCCUCCGUGAUUCAGCUGCAUCGACCGUUCAUUGCGAUUAACCCAGCAUCCAGGGGACGUACCAUUUCUGCUGUUCGUUCCAUCGUUCACAUUCUUGAUACUAUCAAUGUUACAGAAGUUGUAUCACUUAAUGCAUUCUUGGCGGUUCUCUGGACUCAAGUAUGUCAGUUUCUUAUCCAAGAAAUAUCGGAUGGUCACGACGAUAGCAUUGAUUCGUCGGGAGCACCAAGUGAGCCCGUCCAGCUGCUUAAAUCACUGAUGACUACGAUGUCUAGUGCCGUACAACGAGGGAAAAUAUUCGAAUCACAGAUGGCCGUGAUUAGAGAACGUUAUGCCCAAGCGUUUACCUAGACGAAUACCUUCGGUAUUAGACCAUGCCAUACAGC